Molecule: messenger RNA, 24274 nt
Organism: Xyrichtys novacula (pearly razorfish)
Lineage: Eukaryota; Metazoa; Chordata; Actinopteri; Labriformes; Labridae
Source: the annotation of a GenBank genome assembly
AUGGAGCUAGACUUUGGACAUUUUGACGAGCGGGACAAGACAUCCCGUACCCCACGAGGCGGGCGGAUGAAUGGACUCCCCAGCCCUACCCACAGCGCCCACUGCAGCUUCUACCGCACGCGCACUCUGCAGGCCCUAACCAACGAGAAGAAGGCCAAAAAGGUGCGCUUCUACCGCAACGGGGACCGCUACUUCAAAGGCAUCGUGUAUGCUGUGGCCAGCGACCGGUUUCGCACUUUUGACGCGCUCCUGGCUGACCUCACACGCUCACUCUCUGACCACAUUAACCUGCCACAGGGGGUCCGCUUCAUCUUCACCGUGGAUGGGACUCGCAAAAUUUGCGCAUUGGAUGAGCUAGAGGAAGGUAAGUUGAUUUAGCACUAAGAAGCACCAAGCCCUUCUUUCAGGUUGAAAAUGUUAAAGUAAAUAUUGAUUAGCCUUGAUUAGAGUUUUUGGAUGUUUAUAGAAUCGACUGAAAUUCAUAUUGAUGUCAUCUUAUAGUAAACAAAAGCAAACAAGACCAUCGGCAGCUAGAUUGAUUUUACUCUUUGAUUUUGAACACCUGAAACAUGCCUAAACAUAAACAAUCAAUGAUGCACUUGGCAGUCUAAAGUCAUCAGGAUAAGAUUUUGGUCAAAAGUUUCAUCUUCAGUAUGUAGAAGACAAGAUAAGCAAAUUUGAUUUGUCCACAGGGGGCGCCAAAGGUGACACAAAUCAAAAGUUCCUAACAGGAACUUUAAGUCACUACAGAAAGAACCAAUAUGUCAAAGGCAAAAUAAAUCAAAGUUUUUUGACAGGACCGAUUUUGAAAAUAACAACCUGACUGAAGUGUUCAUUAUUAGUCUGGAUUGAGGGUUUCUUGGAGCUUCUUUUGACUGAUUGCAGGUUUUUUAUCUUGCUCUUAAAGACACUAGUAAGUUUAAGUCCCUCAGUUUUAGCUUCAGACUCCCACGGGGGUUUACACUGAGCUGUGAAGUCAGUUUGCUGCAGCUUGGCAGGAUAAAUGGUCUUUUAAUAGACAACAAUAGCAUCUAAUCCUUAUAGAAAUCUACAGCCAUUUAGUAGCCAUUCAACUGACUAACAUCUCCAUCAGCAUCUGCUGAUACAGCAGGUGGAAACCCUUUUUAGCGUUUUCCCUUUUUGUAUAAUUUUGGCCAAUUAUUCAGAAAUCAGUGUAUUUCACAUCACUUUGUGUGUUACUGGUCAGUUUGUCCUCCUGUCUGAGACGGAGUAGUACAAAUGAUGGACAGCUUCAUGAGCAGCUGCCACCAUGCCUGUUGUGUCUGCUGCAGUCUGUAUUUGGCAUCAGAGUGCUGAUGAGAAGUGGUUUAUGAGCUUACAGAUCCAUGUAGUAAUCCCAGCCAAAGAUGAUUUGGAAUCUUUUUUGGUAAAUGAAUGAAGUCCUUCUUUGGCAAAAGAUGAAAUGAGCCAUGUGUUUGUCUCACCGGGGAAUGUCAUAUUUCAAUGAAUCCUCAUCGAAGAUGCAGUAUUUGAACCUUUUAUCAAGUAGAGGGUUGGAGUAUUAAGACAAAACAAGGGGUAAAAGAAAAUGAAAAGAUGUUGAUGCUGACCUUUGAGUCCCGUUUCACCUCCUGACCCACAUAAGUUCAUGAGGCUCCUUUCCAGAACCCGGGAUGAGUUAAAGAGGGUGAGCUUGGGAUGAAGCCAGGAGAUAAACGGCAGCUUAAUUUUAGUCAAAACGAGAUCUCCAACUCUGCUCUUUGAGCUGCUUAGGCAAGAUAGGAGAGUGCGUAUGCCUCUCUUUGUGCUGUUCUACAUGUGUGUGCUUACUGUAAAGAAGGGGCAGCGCAGUCAGCACUGUGGGUGGGUGGGGGGCACUUCAUUGUGCUUCCUCUUGCGGGAUAUAAUUAAUUGCUCCAUCUCCUCUGCACUGUGUAAUCCCAUUUUGUGCCUUUGUCUUUGCAGUAAUUUCUCCACAUUUGGCCUAAUUGUUGCCUUCUGGAUUCCCCCUUUUGUCAAAAUUUCACUUUCUCUCUCCCUAUCCCUCCUUCCCUCCCCCCUGCUGCAUUUAGUCCUUACUUUAAAUCAUCCCCCAGACUGAGCCAGAGCAGCACAAUCUGCUGUACAGACUGGAGGUCGAUUAUGACGAUGAACAUGGAAGAUUGAUUCGAGGUUAGGUGGGAAGAUGAGCCAAUUUAGGAAAGUACAUCUGCAUGGAGGCUGUUGAAUAUUUUAAUACUCUGACAUAUUUGAGUAAUGGUGAGAGACGGUCCCUAAAGCUUUCCAUUAAUGUCCAACAGAGAUCCCCGACAGUUUUUUUUUUUUAUGUCUCCCUGAGGGAAAGUUGAUAUAAUGCAAGUCAAACUUAACCAAGACAUACAUGCUUUAAACUCGAAACAUAAUCAAUCUUCAAUCAGAGAAGAUGUGUCUAUAUAGCACUGCACUUAACCUUAAUGUGUGCUCCAACAUGGGUACAUAUAGUAGUAUUAAUGUUUUUAUUUACACCAAAACAUUGUCCGUCUGCAGCGUGUGGUAGAGUGAACAAAGAAAGAAAUGUUUUUUGUGAAUUGAUGUCUGUUGUCGGUGAAAUCUAAGAUGUUUCCUAUUUGAGCUGUUUAGGUUCAAAUGUUUCCUCCUGGGCACCUCUGGGACUCUCAGGUGUCAAAGCUAAGUGUGUUACAGCACACUAACCCAAUUCUUUCUUUGCGCUCUCAGGGGAAAGUUACGUUUGUGCAUCGGAGAACUUCUACAAGAAGGUCGACUACACAAAGAACGUCAACCCCAACUGGUCCGUGAAUGUAAAGGCCUCGGCUAGCCAGAAGAACAUGCAGUCCUUAGCUGCCAAGGCUGCCGGUGAGCCCAGAGAGAGCAAGGACUUUGUCCGACCCAAGCUGGUGACGGUGAUGCGCAGCGGUGUGAAGCCACGCAAGGCUGUGCGUGUCCUGCUCAAUAAGAAAACAGCGCACUCCUUUGAACAGGUGCUCACCGACAUCACAGAGGCCAUUAAACUGGAAAGCGGCGUGGUAAAGAGGAUCUACACACUGGACGGCAAACAAGUAAGUCCAGAAUUUUGCAUAAAAAAACUCCCCAACCCCCUGAAACUGCUGUCUGUAUUUGUUUAGUGGACAUGGUUCUGCAAAAUACAGGAGGUACAGUUCUGUGUGUAAGCAUAGCAACACAAUAGGAAAAUUUGUGGUCAAGUUUGAAGGAAGUUUGCUAUUCAUUUACCAACCCACGUCCAGGCAGAUAUCAGGAUCAAAGCAAGGCAGGAAACCGGAUUAUUCAUUCAGAGAUGAAACAAAUCUACAAAUAUAUCAUUGUCAGUCACCACUCUCGCUUCAAGAUGACACAGCAGAUCCAUGAGAACCUCCAGUGUCCAUGAGAAUGACCUAUGUGCACAAUGACUUUCAUUGUAUACUGUCUUUAUCUGACUUUUACUGUGAGGAAACGUACCCUCCUGUCUUGUGGUUUAGGUCAUUAGGAUCCUGCCCACCAGUGUUUGUUGUGAGGUUAGUUUUUAGGCCAGUGGCAUUUUUUCAGUUCACCAGUCACUGAAAAGCUUAAAAGUCCUGGGAUGUUCUGUCUUUAUGUUUAGUGUACAAAAGGCCAAGCCCCGUAUUGUUCUGUUUGAUCACUUUGUCCUCUUUGGAGCUGUUCCGGAUGGUUCUUUUUUGGAGUUUAAUGGAGCAGAGAGAAAACCAGUCCAGAAAAGCCUUUAGAUUAACACCUUCAGGAACUUAAAACAACUUGGAAACUGAAGUUUGUGAACUUAAUCUGCUCUUUAAAGCAAUAGUCCUCACAAUUUACUGAACUUUUCACUAAUACAGCUGUUUCCUUGGUGAUGUAAUGGUAUCAUCUGCAUACAAGGAAACAGCACUAUUAAAUACUGCUACUAGAUAAUGUUACUGAUAAUCUGUGUAUGAAUAUCGGGCUCUAUCAAAUACAAAGUAUGGUAUUGUACAACUCUUUACAUAUUUUGGUCAGACAAACUUUAGCUUCUCCUCAACAGACACACUCUUAGGCAUUCACUGUAUAAAUGUCAAUCACAGAUGAGGAUGAAGUCCUUUUUUUGAGAAAUUGCUGAAGUUGCAUUUUUAAAUUGAAAAUUGUUGACAUGACUUGGUCCAUAGAUCAGAAGACGUAGAUUAAAAGAGAAAGUGUCGUAAGCCAUCUUAACCAUUCUCAGGUGUGGAGAGGGGACCCCACCAGCUCUUGCAGAUAAGCUGAAUUAAAAACGGAUGCAUGAGAGGAAAAUUGGAUUUGUAUCGACUGUCUGCAGGUAGUAAAAACCUGACAUGACACUGGAUUUUUAUUCUAUUCCCUCAUGUAAGCGUGAGACAUCAGGUCGAAUAAUGGGUGUUAAAUUUCCAAGAAUCAAAACAAAGCUCUUAAUUUUCAUGAUGAACCAACAUUUCAAGUGUAACUAGUGUUUCCCCUAUAGUGUAUUUGGCAGGGGGCCCCGCCCUGCCAAUAAUACCCCCGCCAUGCCAGCAAGAUUCUAUCCCAGAAAUGAAGUUAUUUUGAUCAAAAUGGUCUACAAAAUAUGGUUUGCACAAUUUCAGACUCUAAAGCUUGCAACUGUUUGAUUACUUCUCAGACAUGACAUAAACAUACGUCAUACGGGAUGACGUAUGUCCACCUCCUACCACCACAACCUCAAAAAAGCUAGAGGAAACACUGGUAACUUAUUACUUAUUGGCAAUGAUUGACAUCAUUUUCCUCUAGCUGGUUUGUAAAGCUGCCUAUUAAGCCAAUCUGCUGGAUUCAGUGACGAGGUUUUCCCCUUGUGAGGAACUUUCAGUUUGUGUUGAUUUUGGUGCCACCUGUGGACAAACAUUAUAAUACCUUAUAAUCUUUUUCUGAUUUUUUCGGUUAAUGUCAGUAUUAUUUUUAACAACAACAAAAAACACUCAUUAUUAAUUGGGGAAAAUUUCUGUGUAAAGUGUAGAAGAAAAAGUUAAAAAUGGACCUAUAGAAGUGUGUGCAGUUGAUCACUUGGAUUACCAGCAGUGUCAGACAUGUAAAAUAGUCUCCAUGUUGAUUGUUUUGUUUGCAUUUGUUUGGUGUCAGUUUAAGUUUGUUUCAUAAGAAGCUAAAACUCAUCACAGAAAUUUAAGUUGAUUUUUAGAUUGUAAAGAAACUUUUAUUAUUCCCAGAACUCUGUCCAGUAUUUAAGGAAGGUUUUCCUAAAUUAACAGUGAAAGUGUCCAACUGCAGCCACAGACCUUUGAAAUGAACAUAUUCACUUUCAUGCUUAAAAGGAACAUUGCACUAUUUUUCAUGUUCGAUUGUAUGAGUUACACAUCACUAGUAAGGGUAUUAGCCGCCGGUCAGCUUGGUCCCUUUACUGAGAAACUACCAGUAAAAACAGGACGCCAGGUAUGCUGCCAUUUUCAGCGGACAGGGCUGACUCUGCUUCAUAAUUUAGUUAAUUUUGAAAUACCGGCUCAAGCUUUCAUCCUGGUAGAAGUGUAUGCUCUACUCAGAAUUUGUCAGCACUUGACUUUGCCAUCACAAAGUCCAUUUGUUUUUGCACUAUAUGCAAGCCAUGCACUGGCCGGCUGUUCAGGUUAGCAGGCUUUCAGAGUCAGAAUUUAACUGAACCACAUGUUGAGUGAUCCUUUCAGCACCAACUGUGGACACACAAGGUCAACUUUACAGACAGGAAUUGGAAGAAGCACUUUCUGGUUUUCUGAUUUAACUUGAAUGUUGAAGAAAGUCUGCAACAAACGGCAGUGCUCAGUAUGACAGUGUACUCCUGUAGGUGAAUAUUGCAGACUGCAGCCUUGUAUGAUCCGUGAGUUUAUUUUUGAUUAUUUGAAGAUCUAGACGUACUCCGGCCUUCCAGUUAGCACAGAAGUCUCUCCAUUAUCCUUCAGCGUGCUUAAAAUGUACAUGUAAACCAAGAUGAGUGCUUGAGCCUACCAGAGUAGGCCUUGCCUGCAGAAAAAGAAAAUGUGCCUUGCACCUUGUUUCUGCCAGCAGUUUCUCAUUGCUGACCGGAAGGUUUUACAUUGUGGCUAAUACGCUCACUACUGACACUGUUUUACUUCAAAUUUCAGAUUUGAUUUUCCAUUACAAAGAUGACAAUCAAGUAUGAGUUUUACUUCAGACCAUUCAUAAUUUCAUACCUGUACCUCCUCUCAGUGCACACUAUAUCGACAACUAUACUUUACAGGUGCAUUUUGGUCACAGCUGUUUAUUCAGCCAAUGAAAAAGUAAUAAAAGGCGGCAGCUCUGGUGAUCCAUAUCAAAGUUCAUCAUAUGCUUGAUCUUUGCCUAAGAGCCACUCCCGAAAAAGACCUUUACUGUGUCAGCAUCUGUUCAUGGUCAGGCUUUACUGAAGCAGUAUUGAGGGAUAACCAUGACCACCAUGCAGGGCCACCUUUUUGGAGGGCUGUAAAAAAGGAGGAUGAGGUGUUCUAAUGCUCAAAAGUGCAAAUAAGACUCGAGUGAGUGGUGUGGUCAAAGACAAGCUAGAAUAUGUAUAGGGUGGUUUAUUUUAUAUAGCAAUUUCCUGUGCCGUAGAGGUGACUUCUUUGACUAAAAUCUCAAAAAGGUGCUGUAAAUGAUCUUCAAAAUAAACACAAGCACUGAUGAAUCAUUGUUGCUGACAUGGUUAUUGAAAAUUGCACACCUGUAACUAUGUGCCUAGAUCAAAUACCUGUGUCUCCUCGCUCAUGUGAAUCACAGUUUAAUUAGCAGAGGUGGGGACAUGAAGCAGGCGUGAAAGCAUAUGCGAGUAUGAGCAUGGACAUCUGUUCGUCACUCCUCUCUUUGAUAUGCUUAAAUUUUUGCUGAUUCUCCUUCGGGGACUUUUUCUGUAUUUUUCAUCACAAAUGGGCCAGGGAUUGUGCCCUGCUGAGCUCCUUUUUAUGUGUUCAUCUGUGUUUAUUUCAGCUUUAUUAAUAAGCCCUAGCUGAGUCUAACAUGUCUUAGAGUGGAGGAGGAGGAGGAGGAGGAGGAGGAGGAGGAGCGCUGAGAUGAUUGAUGGUGAAUUUGAUUUUUAAUGCUAUGCCCCGGCGUGGUGCAGUCUGGCUGCCCCAGGUCUUAGACUAGUGUUCCUCCAGAAGCACUUGCUGAAUGCUGUGAUCUCUUUAAGAAUUAAAUGCACCUUUUAUAUUGUGGUCCUCUUAAUCAAGUUUCCUUUUCCCCCUGUCUUUACUAUUACCCUUUUUGCUAUCCAUCAUUGUUAACGUUGUAAACCACAAAUUAAGUUUAUCUUUCACCUUGUGCUGACCUUCUUAAUUGGAGUCUGUUGAUUAUACCGUCACCACUGUGGAUAUAGAUGAAUUGUUUCAUGAUUAGUGUCUGCGGUUUCCAAACUCCUGGGACUCCCAGUAUGCAUUGCACUGCACAAAGUAGUGGUAAUUGCUGCACACAUUAUUGCAGUGUCUUUGUGUGCAGGCACACUGCAGCUGCUGCGUGGUGGAGGUGAUAUGGUAGAGGCAGUAUUGAUGCAGUGCCCGCCCCUCCCUCCCUGACUCUGCGCCGAUCCUCCUCUUCCCAUUCCUUUGCGAUAGAUAGCUGCUGGGACUGGUUGCUAGGAGACCACAUCCUAGGCACAAAGAGAGCCCAGCUGGUGUGGACCAGUCUGUCAGAAACCACAUCCUGUAUGUAGUGGGUGUGAGAGUUUACUAUCAAUGCAAGGCUUUGGUCUGAAAAUCUCACGUCAGGAUAUUCAUUACCUGUGUUAUCUCUCUUGGUUCAAAAUCACACAGAAAAUUACAGAAUUACAAUCUCAAAGUCUCAGUUUCGGCAGAAAAUAUGAUUCAGGUUGUCCUUUUUUAGCGUUUUUGCUCUGUCUGAUUGAUCUCAAUUGUCCUUUUUGUCUGUAGCUCUGUGUAGACUGUAAAGGCUGCCUGCUCUCCCCUCUUUGUCAGCGUUGUGAACAAAAUCACUCCCAUUUUCUCCUCAAAUGCUGCUGCUUUUCACUUCAAUCGGAAAGGGUGGGGCCAGUUGAUUCAGGAAUCAUUUUCCAUUCUAGGAGCAAAUUAGGAUCAUUUUGUUUUUAGCAGAUGGGUAAUAAUUACUCCCUGUGUGUUAAAAAAAAUCUUGAUUUGCCUUGACUGCUCCUAAUGUCUACAUUAAACCAGAGGGAGUUUAUUUAAUUGCUGGCAGCCAUUUUGUAGUCAUUCUUUCUGCUGAAGGUGUCUGCAGAGGAGAAUUGUCCUGAUUUGCAUUGGAGAUCCAGUGCUUGUUUAUCCGAAUUGCACUCUUUCGAGAUUUUACGCCUAAUAGAUGCCUAAUCCAAAUGCCAUUUGUGGAACACGUUGAAGGUGGUGGUUCUGUAGUUUAUCCGCAUGAAUUGUCAUGAGAAGUCUGCAGUAUUUCAGUGGGAGGAUUAACAGGUUUGAGUGCCCACUAUUCUGCCCUGAGGUUGCCAUAAGUGUUUUUUUAUUACCUGGAAAGAGCCACAAAAGCAAAAGAGUGGAUGCUUCAUGCACAAGGUCACACACUGUUGUUGUCGAGGAACAAAAGGUUCCAGUUUCCCGUUAAAGUUGAUAACUCAUUGUCAGGGAUGAUUUGCUGAAAAGGAUACGGAUGCAGACAUUGGUCUAGGGCUUCAUAAGGACUAAAAUACACCCAUAAUGGGGAAGAAAAUCCUGCUUUUUCCUGCGUUAUCAGUGCUCUCGCAGUCCGCCUGCUCUUAGCCAUGCUGCAGAAGCAGUUGUCAUGGCAAUAAGCUCUGCCGUGAUGGAGCCUGUGUGUGACAAUGGUUGUAAUACGCUGAGUGUGCUCUUUACACAGGGUCUUACCUGCUUGCUCUCUGCUCCUUACCCUUCAACACAGCUCACUGCAGCCACAUUUCACCCACACACACACACCCCUCCACCCACCCACAGUGUGAAACGGAGGCAGACAAUCAGGCUGACAGAGGGGCGUGGUCCCUCGUCAUGAAGCAUCUUGAGGAAACAUGGUAGUCUGUGUGUAUCGUCUGUGCUUAAAUCCCCUCACAACCCCCUGUCUGUGCCACAUCAACAAGUGAGCAUGACCUGAGGGGGUAGAAAAAAGGAGGAAGCACAGUUUAAUAAUGCUAGGGCCACAUCAGUCAGCCAAAUGGAAACGCUGCUUCCCUCAAGGUUGAGGAGGGGUGGGGUUAAAACAACAUCAUGCACCAGCUGCUCCCCAUGACUGUGCAGAUAUAUUCCUGCCUAAGUGGCUCAUCUGUGCUACAAAUGCAUCCAGAGCACCUCGAGAACAGACACUGUGCCAGAGCACAGAGGUCACACAUGGGUCAAAAAGGCAACUUGCAGUACCAGACUUAACUGUCCUGGGAGAAUUACUGAAAAACGUUCACUGGUACUCGCAUGGUGUCUCUAUGUUUUAAUUCAAUAAAUUUGAUUGAUAUGUUCUGUGAUUAUGCCCUUCAUGGGUUAUGAUGCUUUUGGCUUUAUAUGGACAGAGGGUACAUUUUAAAAAUAUUUCUUUAUCUGCCUAUUUUGUCUCGUCCAGAGGAAAGACAAAGUCUGGCAUCACAAAUGGAUUUUAAUCUGUUCAAUUAAUUUCCUUUUUCCAGGAGGGCAUUAGCAAGGUCUGCAUGUGGAAGUGCCUCUCAGAGCAACGCACACAGUAACAGAAAAUGAACACAGACAGCAAAGGAAAAAAAAGAAAAGCAUUUUUUCUUCGAUCGAUGCUGUAUGUGCAGUUUUGAUGGAAACACAACACACCAUUUGUUAAAACGUGGCAGUAGAUUCCCAGAUGUUGGAAACUGCUAUCUUAGUUGUUAAUAAAAAGGCAGAAGCAGCGCCCCUGUGUUGUUGAAGGACCUGCCGCAUUUUUAAACAAAGGACUAUAAUAGGUCCGGUAUAUCAGAGAACUCGGGGAAAUUGCUUGACAGUGAUUCCAGACUACUUGUAGGCAAGAAUGGACAUGAGCUGGCUGAUGGGUCUGGCAACAACAGCCGAGGAAAGUUGUGCUUUUUAUCAAACAAAAUAUCACUUCAGUCUUUGCUUUACCUCUGCCUGUUGACACUGUGGCAAAAGAUUUGUUUUUUCUCAUUAGUUAAAGUUAAUCAACAUGGAAGAUGGUUUGCUCUUGUUAAGAAAGGGCAAAAAUUGGAGUAGGAAGGGAUGUAAGUCAGUACGUUCACGUGUUUAAAAAAACAAACAAAAAAAAAAAAAAACGAUUUAUUGCCCUAAACUGGACUUUUAAAAACAUAAACAUCUCAGUCUGACCGUAGCGGUACUAAAUUGAAUAUCUCAUAGUCAGAAUAACAUACCUGGAUAAUACAUUUGGGGAUCAAUUUUCUGUCUGCUCAAUCAAACUGAAACUGUUCAAAGUGUUAUUCGCCUGCUACAGUGUUUGUACGCCAGGCUCUGAGUCUGCGGAUGAACAGCGUGGAUGUGUUGCUAGGAAACCAGGUUGCCAAACAGAAUCUUGACAGACAGUAAUGAUACAGAAAAGGACAUUUAAGGAUGAAACUCUCCUAUCAUACAAACUGAACUGUGCAUGUUGCACAUAUAGAUAAACUAAAGCACAAUGAUCACAGUCAUAAAUGGAUCAAGCAGAACCUGUACAACCAGGUGUGUGUGUACCUCAAAAGUAUCCAGUAAGACCAGGUCCUUAGGUUUCAGAUCUUUUUGUACCAACACCCAUCAAAGGGUCCCAGUUUAGAGCUGAAUUUGUGUUACCCUCUUCAAGGACUAUCACCUCUGUACAUGUGGCAAGUGACUAACUUAGUGAACCUUGUCAGGGUAUUUUUAAUAUUACUUUUACUUUAUUUAAAUUAUGGCCAUCUUUGAGCAUGGGUGGAAGGAGAAGUCAACAUUGAUAGAGUUUGUGGAGAAGACCUUAACUGGGUGCUGUGGUCUUUUUUUUUAUAUAUCAGUUCAGAAAAAAGGAUUUCACUAUGAAUGAAAAUGUAAGGUACAGAGUUAAUACGACCCCGUGAGAAUCCUGACUAGAAUAUACCGUUAGGCCAUCAAACACGGUAUUGGAGGGACAAUUAUUCAGCCGUAAAAUAAAUAAUCUAUAGAUCAAUUCAAUGAUCUUUAAAUCAAUAAGCAGUUUUGCGUUCAACCUGUUCACCUUGUCAGGGUUUUAAACCAUAUAACCACCUGCUCACUUUACAUCAGCUCUUAUGUGACCAAACUUGUUGCUUGUGCUUUUUUUCUCCUGCUUUUGUUGGUCAUAAUGAGGCUUUAGUUUUUUAAUAGUUGGUUUCUUCUUAAGCUUUUUUGUCCUGGACUGUUGCCUCAGAUGCAGACACCCUGACACCAGCUUUUAGCUGUGACAUUUUUUUCUUCUCUUUUGUAUUGUCUGCGAAACCCUCAGUUGAAAUGGACAAAAUGGAGACUGUGUAUAUUUUGAAGGAAUCUUCCUCUCGGUGCAGAGGAGCAGAUAUUGAUCAGGUCUGUUUGCCUGUGAAGGAAACCGUGUAGGAGUGUCCCUAUGGGCUGCCUAGCAAUGGCUUACCAGCUCUUUCUCAGCUUUUUUAAAUCUGUUUUAUGCCUCUCAUAUACGUAAUUUUAAAGGAAUAAUAUAUUUGAUGCAAUCUUAUCAAAUGUAAUAAUAAUCAUCUUUAUUUAUAGAUCUUUACUUGAAUGUGCUCUUCUAAAUCCUAAAAACAUUUGCUAAAAUGUGGUGAUAUUACAGUAGAAAUGGAAGCAGUGAUUUUCUUCAAGCAGAAGGCACCUCCCACAAACUCACGGCAGACUCUCACAUCAGAUAAGUGGAAUUGGUUGUACUUGAUUCUACUGAUUUGGGCCAUGUGCUGACUCAUUAUCAUCAGUGGUAAUCCGUUGAGCCAAUCAGAUCACAGCAGAGAGUGAAAACAGCAACAUCAUGAAACAGCUUUGCCUCUGCACUGGGAUCAAUUAACAUGGCUGUGCAGAGUCACAGAUGAGACGGAUAGCAGAGAGUCAUCAGUCGCUCAUUCAUUGUUACUCUGACUGUGCUGCUGAAAGGAUGAGCUGCAGACCAGCAGCUGCUUGAAGGAAACAAUAGAAGUGUGGGCUCUGGUUCCUGCUAGCUCAAAAACAGGAUCUUGGAUAUUGAUUUUGUUAUGCAAAUAAAAUUGAAAACAGACUUCAUUUAGCUGCUAUCAUCAGAUUGAGUUAUGGAUGAAGGAAACAGGAAUGAUUGCCCCCACCCAAAUCUCUGAAAUUCACUUUUGUUGACUGAAAACUUGAAGUGCUGCUUGGCCAAAAUAAUCAUCUGUGCCCAUUUUCUUAAUUAUUUUUCACAAUUUGUUGCAAAAUAUAAGAGAGAGAGGAUGAUGAUGCCAUUAUUUAUAACAUACUUUUGUUAACACUUUACAAUAACCAUCAUUUAUUCAUGGUAAAUAGUUUAUUAAUGUGUAAUCAUCAUUUAAAAACAGCAAAUAGACCAAUUAUAAAUGGCAAAAAGUUUAUUAAUGUAAGUUAAUAGUUACUUUACCAUUAACAAGUGGUUUUUAAACCAUCUAUAAACAUUACUUAGAUGGUUAUUGUAAAGUUGCAACUGAUGUUUGUACUACUUUGUAAAUGAUUAAUAAGUGGUUUAUAAACCACCAAUAAACAUUUCUUAGAUGGUUAUUGUAAAUUUAGGGUUAGAUUUUAAAAUUGUAAAAUGUACAAUUUAUUAAUGGUCUAUAUGCUAUUUAUAAAUGAUGAUUAAACAUGAUAAAAUUAAUAAAAAUAAUAAAUACAAUAAUAAUAUAAUAAUAAAAUUUCUGCUUUCCAUUUAUAAAUGGCCUAUUACCCUCUAUAAGUUAUGGUUAUUGUAAAGUGUUACCUAUAAUUUAUUAUGUUACAACUUUUUUUCUGCCAAAAGAGAUAUAAUUGUGUGUCUUUGUGUUUGGGUCAAUUCUUCCUAAGCAAAUUAAACAAAGUUGUCUGUUUUUAUGAGCAGAUCUUGAAUUGGAAUCAUUGAGCGAAGAUGCAUAAAUUGCACUGACAUGUUUGCUUCUGCGUCUCAGCAGGGAGCUCAGAGUUACAAAACACUCAAUUUCUAUAUUUACCACUUUACUGUCAUGACCUAAUGACAGCCUGGGCAUAAUUGGCCAGAGUUAGACUAAAGGAGCUCUAAAUAAUUUAGUCACUAUAGUUGGUGGAUCCCUGUGUGGCUGCUGGUGGUGUUGGUGGUUUUUUAGGGGGUCACAUGGUCCUGACAGCUGGUGAGGCAGAGAUUAGGGAUGGGCUUGGUGGGACAGAGUGGUGGGCACCUGGAGUCUGAAAGGAGCCAGUUUUUUUCUUGAAACCCCGCCCACUUUUCUGCAAAUAAACAAUUAUGUGUAACCAAUCCGACAAGGUUUUGAUCAUAUUGAAGUUGAAUGUCAUGUUGCCAGGCGGAUCUGGAUGACGCAGCUGACUGCCCUUUAAAACCUGCAUCCUGAUGGCUCACUGCAGCCUGGUUUCAAAGAGUCUCUGACAUUUCACAUGCAAUCUGAUCAAACUCUAUCAGCGUGGUAUUCAGCAACAUUUCAAAUAACUGCAGAAUAAUGUAAAAGAAAUCAUUCACAGCAGCUUUAAAUCAUUGUUAAAGGAAAGGAAUUACUGAUGGUGUCAAUCAGAGGUUUGCACAUGCAGAUUUAAGUGACUUUAGUCAAUCUGUUGAACAUUUGACACACAAUCAACAUGAUAUAUUUGUACAUGCAAAGAAGAGUCUGCAAAGAUCUGUACAGUAACUUUAAUUAUGUGGAUCCUAAGUGACCCCUGUUGGGGAUAGGAUUAGAAGGACUGCUUGGAAGGACUCAGUGUUUGGAGGAUAGUGCUUUCCAAAACAGUCCCGGAUCAUGGCAAAAUUAGAUUAUUGUGUUCCUGUUGUGGAGUCGGAGAAACCCAACUUGCGGUGUUUAUUUUUACCGUGUGAGGUAUAUCAAUAAUGCAUCCUCUUUCAGGUAGAUGAGUGGCAGACUGUGUGGCAAGACGGAGCUACUGUUGUCUGUUAGACGCCUGUAGAGAGGGCAGAGUCUUCGUCUCAAAUGGUGGUUUUGUGAGGAGAGAUUAAAGUCGCAGUCCGUGGGAUAAACACUUUAUCCCUUUAAUCAGCUCUGUUCUUAAACCUAUUAAAACAUGGACCAGUCUUUAAACUCCCAUCCCUAUCCAGUCCAUUUUCCAUUUCCUCCUCCUCUGCACUGCUCUUAGGGGAACAAGACUUCUCCUAAUGCCUCCAUCUUAUGAUUAACUGUCAGGUGCCCUUGUUGCACACAAUGGUUUGAACUACUAAGAGCAACAUGUGUCUAAUCUCUUGAUAAUGGACUCUGAAAAUAUAAAGAAUUCGCUGUGAGUGUUAGUCCCAGCUGAAAAACCAAUUAUUUCCUGAUCCCUGGAGUCAAAGCACCAUCUCUAUACCCCAGCAGAGAUCUGCCAGGCCAGGGAAUCUCAUGGUUCUCAGAGAGAGGGUACAGCUGUUGGAUGCCUCGCCAGCGAGUCACCACCGCACACUUUUAGCUUGUCUAGCAGGAUGGAGAACCAACAUGGCAGCUGCUGGGGUGCGGUGUUCCCAAAUUAUCUGCAGCUCAUAGUUUGGAUGUGUAUCACAAAGGAGGCCAUGAUGCAUCUUGACUAUUCUGGCAAACUUCCCAACAUGGGGUAAACUUUAGAGCCAUGGACCUCUCAGGACUCACAGCAUGCAGAGUCUCGAAUCGGUAAAGGUCUGCACUUUGCCAUUAUUAUCGUCUAGUCCUGCUAUUUUAGUAAACUUUGCUUUAUUUGACACAAUACAAGUCUUGACUCAACUUGAAUCUUUAGUUUAAUCCGUUCAUGAGUCUAAAUCCAAUAAUUCAAGUGAGAAAGAAUACAUUUCAAUUGGUGUUGACAGAUAAACUGGAGAUGAGUCUGAGGUAAUUUUUCACAUCAGAAGUCAUCACAUCUGCUCUGGAAAAGAAAUAACAACAAGGGGAGUAGUGCUUUUAAUUUGAAAAGCUUUAAUAGGCGUGUCUGAGCCCGUAACAAGGUCUGUAUAAUGGAGCGCAAAAGAGAAGGUGUGUCCCGCGGACAUCUGUCCACUGAGGCCAUAUUGUGUCAACAGCUGCUAUAAUGUGAAAAGACCCCGAGGAAGGAAGUUGAUUCACUUAAACAUUACGGCAAAGAUGUAACAUGAUACCUCUUUGUUUGGUCUUUCUGUGCCUUUUGUGUUUGUGUGUUUUGUUACAUGCAGCUACUGUAGCUAAAGGCAUGUUAACAUGACAAGUGAAACACAAAGACGGCCUACUAGCACCUCAGGCUGGCAAAAUCCUUUGGCUGGCUGACAGAAAGAGGAAAAAAAAAAACCUUACAUUCAUUCAGUUAACAAACGAGCUUAAGUGAAAUUAUUUACUGAGCUCAUCCUCUUUUAGGAAAUUAAAUUUGAUUUGUCUUCAAAUGUGAGCGUGUCCUCUGCACACUUUAUCAGUAACAUUUCCUCAUGCUGGUGUGCCCGUGUGGAUAACACUUCAAUUCCCUUUAAUGGGUUAUGAAUUAUAACAGCACAAACAUCUUCUUACUGUUACAUGUAAUCCUCUUAAUGCAUUGAAUGCAUCAGUUAGCAUUAAAAACUAAUAUGUUCAGCAUGCUAGCUGCUUGGCUGUGAGCAUGGAAAUCUAGAUCUGUCAAUCAUCCCACCACUUCAUCCCUGUUUGACAUAUCGAAGCUGAUGUUGUAUUUAUAUCACAUUUACAAAAGUUAUAAUCCUAAUCAUACACUGGAUAUAAAAAUAUAAACACAACACUUUUGUUUUUGCUCCCAUUUUGUUUUGCAGUUUAUGCCACCAUUUAUUCUCUGAACAGGAACAAAAUAGUUACUAGUCAGUCAUUCAGAGUUGGCUCGUUACGGCAGCUCAUGCCGCACACUACGAAGGAUGGCUAGCUAUAUUAGCACCGGCGCUAGCUAGCUCGCUAAUGAAUGUACAGUGUUGUUUGUAGCGCUACUAAAUGACGAUAACCCAGUCAGGACUUCUCUUAUCAACAGUAACAAAGUAUUCAGAGCCCAUAAGAUAAGAAUACAGACAUUAAUUCAGGGUUUUUGUAGCCCUUUACUGUAGAUGACUACUUUAUCUUCUGAACUCCACUGUAAAAUUUCUGUCAUAUCCAGAGCUAGCCAUUCUCUUUCGAUUGAAUGUUACAGAAUCACCCUUUUCUGUCUUCGCUUUUUGCAAUUCAACAAUAGAUGUCCAACUGUUUCCUGGUAACUAUGAUUCUCAUGCUUUCCUGUUCCUUAUUUGUUUAUAAUUUUAAGUGAACUGUUUAAAUCUGUGUGUCCAAAUGCCAUUCUUGAAAAGACAAAUAAAGUCAAAUUGUUAUUUCUUUUUCAGGUUACCUGCCUUCAGGAUUUCUUUGGCGAUGAUGACGUCUUCAUCGCUUGUGGACCUGAGAAAUUCCGCUACGCCCAGGAUGACUUCUCACUGGAUGAUAACGGUAACCCUGACACUGUAUUUCUUAUCAUCAUAAUGCAUUUACAAAGUACUAUGCUGUACUUAUACACAGAGUAUUUUAUCAAAUAUGACAGGAAAGAGCUGAUAAGCUUUUUGAAAUACAUUUGAUAAAUAAAACCAUGGGAUAAAUAAAACAUUGGGAAUACAGUAUGAGCAUCUAAUAUUUAUGUAGAAGCAUCAGCUAAAAACGUUAAACUAUUAUAGGUCCACAAAGAUAAAUGAACUAUUUAUCAGAAAAUUCCAGCCAAAAAUUUUGUCUUUACAUAUUGAGACGUACUUGUCAGAGUUUUCGUGCUGUUUAUUUCCACAGUUUGGUUGAAUAAAGUCUUAUUGAAUUGUACAAUGUUGGCAGUUGAUGUAAGGUGUGCUGUCAGUUCAUGUUUUGCACUUAGUGUAAUGAAUUUGGCUGAUGCCUUGGACUGAAUCAUUGAAAACACAGCAAUUAAACAUUUGUGUUUGUAUGAGUCAUGAGAUUAAAAAUAGGAGAGGAGUUUUUAUAACACACUCGCUACAUUAAUGAGUCUCCUUUACUUUCAAGUCCCAUCCAGUCAUUUUAUCAAAAACAAAAAGAGGUUUUUACAAUCUGAAUCAGAGAGUUAUUUCAAAAGAUACAGCUGCAAAUUGAGUGAGACCCUCUUCAUUUAAUAAGUGGGGAUAAGUCUUUAUUGGUUCAUAAAUGUAUUAUGUGCUAUGUGAAUAUAACAUAGAAAAGGCCACAAAGUGAAAAAUAGGAGUCUGUUAUCAGCAGCUGGCAGCAGGGAUAGAAAAAGGUAGAGGAAAAGAAGAGUCAUUAAUCUGUUUGGUGACUGGUCUAGGCCAGCUGAUCUGUUCGUGCUGAUACUGCUCAGAAGUGGGGGAGAGAAAAAUGUACAAAACCAGUCCUCUCACAUGGUCUCUGCUCCCCACAGACCUGAGAACCCUAUCUUUAAUGACCCACUUCCACCUUAUGCCCCUUCCUUGAGUCAUUCAGGAUCUAAUAGAUGUCCUUUAACUGAAGUACAGCACUGAUACAGGCUUGAAAUAUCUUUAUGUUUUCCUCCUUUCUUCUCUCUCCCCUCGAUUCCUUAUUGAAUUUUGGUUGGAUGAAAAUGCCUGUUCAUUUAUACUGAUCUGGAUUUUUGUUUUAACAUGACCCCCCCUCUGAAACUAUAAGUUAACUGCUUGAUUUAGUCUAUAAUAAGCCUGGAGCAAUUAAAGUGAAAUGGCAAUGAGACACAAGUGAGUUUGCGUCAGUGAGGGAGAGGACUUUAUCUUCAAUAUGAAGUUACAGUAUGAUGCCACAUGUGGAUGACUGAUGGCGAAAUUCUGUUGCUUUUAAGGCCAUAUACUAUAUGGUUACUUUGACGAAGUUGGAAACCGUCUAAGACACACUUGAUCAAAUGUUUUGUCUAUGCCGGAGAUGUUUUUCCUUCUUACCCUCCACAACUGUCGUCUCUUUUAAGCUUGGUUUGGCAGACCUACCAAAAUAGAAUAAAACCCCUUGUGGUUAUUUUUCCCACUCCUUAUGUUAAACACAAGUUUCUGCUGAUGGAUGUGCAGGCAGAGGAACACACACAUACCUGCGGUUCUUGUUUAUGCUGCAACAGCAUCAGAAGAAGAAGAAGAAUCCAUGAGCAGAGACUGAAGGCUAUUCCGAGCCCUCUAAGUAGACUCGACAAGCUGCCAGUCUGCAGCUUUGUCAAAGACAUAGUGGCACACCUUGCAAACAAUGGUGUGCGAAUGUGCGUCCGUAUCCACCAGUGUGUGAAGGUUACGAGAGAGAAGACAGACAUGGUGUGAUCCCAGGAGACGGAGGGAGGACAGAUAGUAUAAUUAGCAUCAAAAGUAGAAGAAAGGAAGGAUAGAGGGGGAGAGAGGAGAGACUGUGCAAACAGAGGGUGGAGAUGCAGAGGGAGGAGUAGUGAUGUCUGGAGUCUGUCUAGCCUGAUUAAUACAGUGACCCAGAAUAUAAUAUGCAUCCCUAUUAGAUCUAUACACAUUACUGUGCAUUUACAUGAAUUCACAAACAACAGUGAAAAAAGGAAAGUAAACUGGGGACAAUGAAAAUAGAAGUCAGCCUAUCUGUAUUCAGAGUACGACAUACAAACAAGACAAAGAACAUUUUUACCCUUUUUUUUUCUUUUUCUUUUUACAAAAGCAACACAUUUCUCAAAGAAGAUGUGGCCAGAACAAAAACAGUAAAUGAAAACUAGUUGGAUUUAAAUUUGAAUAAGGUAAUACCUUAUUAGAGAAUCAGUAAAGCACAUAUAGAUCUGACAAGAAAUUCAAUGCAGGCUGAAAAAAGAAGUCGCAUAUUCUGGUGAGCCUCACUGACCAGCUGUUGUGUCUUUUGGAUGAAUAUUGAUCUGCUUAACAAACCGAAGUGAAUCAACAAAAUCAAUUCUGUGUGAUUAUCUCCACACAAGAAACUUGAUGAUAUUCUGCAGGGGACAAUCCAGUGUAGGUAGGUGGUACAUUUCAUGUCAAAGACAUGUACAUGGUUUCAGUGACAUUAUUUCACAUUUUGGUUGCUGGAGAGGCGUUUCAAAGCCCAGUGAUGGCAGCUGUCACUCUGGAAAUGCUGACUCAACCCAACCCUCUAAACUAGAAACAAACGGAUUAAGCGAGGGCGGGCUCUUAUCCUUUUUACAAACAGCUACAAUGCAACCCCCCAGUCAGUCAAAUCAGCCACACCCCUAUUUAUGCAAAACUCAUGGCCUUAACGUCCAGUAGAUAGAUGAGUUAUAACCACCCUACUCCUCCUCUGCCCUUUCUUUGUACCUUAUUUAUUUAGACACACACACAAAUACGAAAAAGCAAAUGAGCUGUGCAGUUUUAAACGGUUUCUAUCAGGUUGUUAACAUGUUCAAUCCUUCUGUAAAAAUGGGCAUUUUAUUAUGGAUGUUCAGUGGGUGUCUUCAUCCAGCCCCAAAUGGACACACAAGGACACUCACACUUUAAAUGCAAAAAUGUCUCAGGGUGCAAAAGCUAUUUAGGCAAGCCAAAACGCUAUAGACGCUAUAGGACAAUCAGAUCCAGAACGAACAGACUUAAAAACAGUUUUUUUCCGUCAGCAAUAACUACCCUCAAUGCCUAAAGGAAGUGACUGAAUACCUAUUUACUCAUUUACUUUAUUUAUUCGGAACUUAUUUAUUUAUUUAGAACUGCUAUUUAUUACUGUAUUUGUUUUUAAUGAUGCACUGACUGUCUGGCACUUUUUUAAUUUCGUUGUACUGGUUACAAUGACAAUAAAGGACUAUUCUAUUCUAUUCAAAACAAUACGAAUUAGAGAGAGGCAUUUGAAUGAGAUCAAAUCAGACGUAUUAAUUGAAAAACUUCCACAUGAAAACAAAAAAUACCUCUCAGAGUUUUUUGAGUGAUAUUGUAUGAGUGUUUUGAAUAGAUGUAUAACAAAUGACUGGAGAGAAUAGACAUAUUGUAUAAUGUAGUCUCAGUAUUAUCAAGCCUGUAACAUCUAUUUAGAGAUUAAACCUAUUCUCUAAUUUUAUUGUCACAUUUUUGAAUACCUUGAAAGUUUUUCAGUGAAUAACUCUGAUGUCUCUGCUCUUGUCUCCACAGAGUGCAGGGUGAUGAAGGGGGCCAAAGCUCAACGUGGUUCAGCAAAGAGUCCCGGACAAAUCAAGCGCAGCAAGUCUCCUGCAGAGUCGAGUGAGCAACAUUAACAUUUCACCUACACUGUAACACUUUUUUUUGAGAGUACAGUCGGGGAAACUGACCUCAACUUGUUCAAUAAUUAUAAACACAGCUGCUGUUCAACAAUAGGGUUAUUUCAGACCUGGAAAUAAUGAACUCAGAUACAACUUUGAAAAUGACAGCAGGGUGAAAGUGUUAGUAACAAGAAAUAUGAAUGCAGCUCACCUUACUUUGACUUUACUUUUAAGUGAAAGGUAAGAAAAUCCUCAAUCCUCUGUGAUAGAAGAGGAUUUCAAAUACAUACACCAAUGCAUCUUCUAUUUCAUGAUUAUUUUCAACAUUAAUUAACAUUUUUUAGAUCUGAAAUCUGAAAAAAAAGACUGAAAGAGUUAAUAUACCAGUUGUUCUUGUUGUGGUCAUGUUUUGUUUGAAAAGCUCAAAUGAUCAGCUUCUUAAUCUCUCUUUAACAUUAGAUAGAAACACUCAAAGUACAGCUUUUGUUUAUCAUAAUACACCAUCCAUUUUUUUUGUCCUAAAACUGUGUGGGUUUGAUUUAACAUUGCCCAUGCAGAGUCUUUAAAAGAAGGAUAUGAAUAAAACAUGAAACCUAAACAAAGAGAGUGUAAACAGCUCCGAGCUAUUUGUUUGACAAUCAGGGAUUUUAACAUUUAAUAAUAUCCAGGAGGCAAAAAAAAAAAAAGCAUCAUAGUGUGGUGCUUACUUAAAAAGUUGCUUUCCUUUUUUAUGAAAUGCAAGUUCAUAAAGCUGCACCAUUAGCUGAACAGUUUGAGCCAUGAAAUCAAAUCAGGUGCAGGCAUGACAGAGAGAGCAUUUAAGAGACUUCAACUCUUAACACUGGAGGGGAAAAGCAUUCAAAGGAAUAUGUUCCACAUAACAGCCUCAAACUGCAUUAUGUCAGGAUUAUAUAUUUAGCUAAAGUGUAUUGUGUCUGAGCUUUUAAUACAUUACAAGAUGAUGGUAUGUUUGUAUUCUUCUAUCUUCUUCGAGUCUGCCUGAACAGAAGAAGGUGACAGAGUUCAAUCCCGGUGGGACAGAUGCAGACAUUCAGUGUUCUCAGAGGACGCAGCAGGACAUCACAGUUUAUCUUUCAUGCUGUUUUACACCGUUGGGGGGGGGGUGACUCUAGGGUCUACAGCCCUCCAGGUUCUCUGGGUCCAUCAGUGCUUUUGAAUAAUUUAUUGAUCAUUAAACAAGGACGCCUGGCCUGAAGACAGCAGAUGUUUGGCUGACAAGCUAAAAGGCAGUAAAGUGUUGAGUAUGAAAUAAGGCUGUUAUACCUGAGCGGUCAAAGAGGUGAGAGUAGAGGUAAAGCAGUGAUCGGUUAAUAAAGACAUGGAUCAUUAUCAGGCUCCCAACUUCUAGAAGAUGCUGAAAGUUUUGAUUUCAUAAAAACAAGUAGCAGUAUAGGGCUUUCAAGAGAAGGAUUUCCCCCAAUUCUCACCUGAUUUCCCCUUUUUUUUCCAGGGAUGAAGGAUUAAUUUUCAUAUUUAUGCUUUCCUAUUGAGUCUUAAAACCCAUUGUCACGAGUCUGUGCAAGGCUCAACUUAAUCUUCUGGGCUUGACUUACCAUAAAUUAAAAGCUACAAAACAACCAUAUACAUAGAAAAGCCUAAUAUUUUCAUCCAUUUACUAUGUGAAUCCUUUUCUCAAAAUGUAAAGGAUUAUCCAUGAACGUGAUGAUUUUAUCACUCAUCAGAUUUAUGGACCGGUAACUGGCAUCGAAAACUAUAAACUGCUGUGUCCUACCAUCUGUCUUUUAAAGCUUGUCUUGCUUCUGCCUGGUUAUCAGCUGUUUUAGAGACGUCUCAUUGGCCAACAGCUCAAUAAUAGAUAUAUGCAAAUAAUAAAUAAUGUAUAAAUAUACAUUUUCUGUAUAUUUCGCAGAGUCGGCUCAACAAACAUCCUGACUUUGUCUUUUAGGGUUCACUGGGUUUACUGAAAUGAGUUCAAAGUGUGUUUGGCACGGUCCUAGGACUGAAAAUGCAGUGAUCUCUGAUUCAAAAGUCACUUUGAGAUGGACUUUUAACACAAAGGAAGGAUAAAUCUUUCAAGUGUAGAAAUGGAGAGGCUGUAUCAGAGAGAAAAGGGUUACUCUGCCUCUGCUGCAGCUGAAUGUUUGCUCUCUAAAUAACCAGCUGCACUCUCUGCUCAGUAUGUGUGGGGGGAGCUGCUCAUGUUUAGAUUUUCAGAUUUUAGGACCUGAGAUUGUGAUUUCAGGUCCUCUUUAAAGUCUUCAAAAAGCUUGUUAAAUGUGCAUGUGUAUAUCCGUUAAUCUGGCUGAGUGGUUAAAUGAAGCGAGCAGCAUAAAGCUGGCUAACAACAGCUCUUUAUCCACAUAGCGUUUUUAACACCCAUUGGCUCAAAUUUACACCGACCAUCUGGUUCAUAGUCUUAAGAAUUCUUUUCAUCUCUAUACACAAAAACUCUUUGAAACCACUUUUACAUACAACUACAUCACUUUGCUCCUCUCUUAGAUAUAAACACAAUCUACUACACAGAGGGAAUCCUAGCAACAUGGCAGGACGCAGAGAGAGUGAAUAAAAUGUCACCUAACAAACAGAAACCGUGAGCGUUGCUCUGAGCUGCAGCCAAACAAGGCCACAGUUCAGGAUGACUUUUUAGCAGAGCCAAAGAAAGACAUUCAGGCUUUUCUUACACACUUUCUAAUCCACACUACUGUUUACCUCUUUCUCUCCUUUUGCCCUCCUCCUCCUCCUCCAUUAUCCCUCCCUCUCUCCUCUCCCCUCUCAGCCAACGGGACAGGCUCCAGCAGCCAGCUCUCCACCCCGAUUUCUAAGCAUUCCCCCACCUCCACCCCCAACAGUCCAGGCCUCAACAACAAGCAGAAGGUACCCGAACCGCUCUCCCUCUUCUGACCUCUCAGCUUUCAUUGAGUCUGUUUUUUUUUAUCAGUGCCAAAUCACAGUGAUGUUAUCACUUUUUCAUUUCAUUCAUCUGGACAUCUAAACCUUUAACUUUGAGCUGAGUGCUUGCUGUAAAUCUGAUCAAAAAAGAAAGUUUUGAGCCUAUUCUUGAAAUUAGUGAGGGUGUCUGCCUCCCAGAGGACUGAUAAAUGACUCUAAAGGAGAGGAAGAAAGCUUGACUUCCUACACUACUCCUGGGAACUUUUAGCAAGCUGGUAUUCAGGGAGUGCAACUUCAGGUAAUGGAGUAGUGUAGGCUCUUGAAGAUUUGAUGGUGCCUGACCAUUGAGAGCAUAGAUAGAUGGAUGGAUGGAUGGAUGGAUGGAUGGAUGGAUGGAUGGAUAGAUAAAUAGAUAGAUAGAUAGAUAGAUAGAUAGAUAGAUAGAUAGAUAGAUAGAUAGAUAGAUAGAUAGAUAGAUAGAUAGAUAGAUAGAUAGAUAGAUAGAUAGAUAGAUAGAUAGAUAGAUAGAUAGAUGGAUGGAUGGAUGGAUGGAUGGAUAGACUGUUUAAGGUGCUCAGUAAUGUGUUGGGGUAGGAGUUUAAAAAUGGACUAUACAGCAGACAGGUGUGAGUCCCUGUCUGACAUAUGUGAGUUAUUGAACAGUGCAAUAGCUUGUGGCAGGAAAUAUUUCCUGUAUCUGUCCCUUCGACAGCAGAGCUGCAACAGUCUGUUGGAGAAGGAGCUCCACUGUCUGUCCAGAGUGAGGUGGAGAGGGUUGUGAGGGUUAUCCAUGAUGGAUAACAGUUUGUUCAGUGUCCUCCUCUCCACCACAGCCUCCAAAGUGUCCUGUUUGCAUUGUAAGUGAGGAGAAGAGAUUUUUUUUACCAUUACUUUAAAAACAGUGGUUCUCAAGUCCAGUCCUCGAGCCCCCCCGUCCUGCAUGUUUUGGAUAUUUCCCUGCUCCAACACACCUGAUUCAAAUGAUCAGCUCGUUAUCAAGCUCUGGAAUGGAAUGGCUUAAUAACGAGCUAAUCAUUUGAAUCAGGUGUGGCUUGAUAACGAGCUGAUCAUUUGAAUCAGGUGUGUUGGAGCAGGGAAACAUCCAAAACAUGCAGGACAGUGGGGGGCUCGAGGACUGGACUUGAGAACCAUUGCUUUAAAAGAAGCAAGAGUAGACAAGCUGAUAUGGGAGAAAUCUCUUUUUGAAGCAUCUUUAAACUCUUACGACCUGACAGUGGGGCACUGCAGAAAUCGUUUUAAGGCAGACUGUACAUAAUCUUCUACAUUUUUCUCUGUAGGUGGGAGAAUCUUUCCUUGAAUUGUCUCGCUGUCCCCUCUUGUCUUGAAAUGCAACAAAGCAGACCCCUGAAUUUACAGAUGUGAUUUUGCCGCUGUGUUCGCAGGAACUCUACUUGCCCUUAUCUCUGGAUGAUGAUGAUUCAAUCGGCGAAUCGAUGUAG